AAGCCUCAGCUUAUUAUUCACAGAGACAAAAGAAGGCUAUCACCUAUUGAUACCUCAGUCCCUCAAUUUUCUCUCGCCUCCUCAUCUUCUUCUUCCAAGCACCAAAAGAUAAAGACCAAACCCCUAAAAAUCAAAGUGCUUCAAAGCCAUGUCACCAGGACCAGUUGUUGAGGCCGCCGAGCCCGAGACCUUGCUCCAGACCCCAACCACCGACGAGCCCCAGAAGACUCUUGAACCCCAGAACGACGAGGUUGUUGUUGAGGAUGUGAAGGACGAGGAUGACGAGGAUGAUGACGAUGACGACGACGACGACGAGGAUGACAAGGAAGAUGGGGCACAAGGUGGGAAUGAGAGUUCUAAGCAGAGUAGAAGUGAGAAAAAGAGUCGCAAGGCCAUGUUGAAGCUCGGCAUGAAACCUGUUACUGGUGUUAGCAGGGUCACCAUCAAGAGAACCAAAAAUAUACUGUUUUUCAUCUCAAAACCUGAUGUCUUUAAAAGCCCACAUUCUGAGACCUACGUCAUAUUUGGGGAGGCAAAGAUAGAGGACUUGAGCUCACAAUUGCAGACACAGGCUGCCCAGCAGUUCAGGAUGCCUGACAUGGGAUCUAUUAUGGCAAAAUCAGACGUUUCUCCUUCAGCUGCUGGGGUGCAGGCUGAUGAGGAAGAGGAAGAGGUGGAUGAAACUGGCGUGGAGCCUCGGGACAUUGAUUUGGUCAUGACACAGGCAAGUGUGUCAAGGAGCAAAGCUGUCAAGGCUCUCAAGACUCACAGUGGGGACAUUGUCAGUGCUAUCAUGGAGCUCACCACUUAGAUAUGCUCCAUAGUCUAUCCUGCAGUAUUUCUUUUUGAUGAUUUUUGAAACUUAUUUCAUCAUUUAGUUAUUGUAGUCUAUUUGGCUCACAUCUAUCUGGUGGUUAGGUUACCUUUCUCUUUUUGUUGGACUUGAGAGUCUCAGACAGUUUUCAGUCACAGUGAGGUUGUCUUCCCGAUGAGUUAUUCUACUCAUGAGUAAUUAAGGUUUUCAUUACUGGUU
Molecule: messenger RNA, 1033 nt
Organism: Quercus robur (English oak)
Lineage: Eukaryota; Viridiplantae; Streptophyta; Magnoliopsida; Fagales; Fagaceae
Product: nascent polypeptide-associated complex subunit alpha-like protein 2
Exons: 4
Coding region: 149-811 (220 amino acids)
Biological process (GO): protein targeting to membrane
Cellular component (GO): nascent polypeptide-associated complex; cytoplasm
Source: RefSeq, a predicted model, not a curated record